UGCCUUUCUCAAUAAAUCUUAAUUGCAGAAAAUUUUUUUUCAACACUUGACGAAUUAAGUGUUAACAUAGUCCCGUUGUGCACUGAUGCUAAGCCCAGCGCGUACUAAAAAGAAAGAGAAUUUGAUGUUGUGAUUUGAAACAUAAUACUAUACGAGCAAAGUUGAAUAAAAUGCUUCUAGAUCUUUCGACAAUUUAUCCAUUCGCUUUACUUACCCUAUCCGCCGCCCUUUUAUUUCGGGCAGCAGCUGAUGAGAUAAGAGUGGACAUUCGAAUAUUAGACUUCGCCAACAAAGCCAGUGUUCUCGCCGACGGUGCUACAAAAUGCAAAGCUAAUAUGUGUCAGGCCAAUCAACCACCAUGCGAUGUCCAGCUAAAGCGUGCAAUGAACACCAGUGUGUGCCCUAAAAGCUCCGAGGAAUGCUUCACACCAACAACAGCCGAUCUAAAUUCAGUGGAGUGGUGGCCCGUUUAUUUCGAGCAAUGCGUAGACCAGGCAUCGAUUAACCGUACUUUCUCCCAAGAUACCUGCAACGGAAAAUUCAAACAAAUAAACAUGGCAGUGAAAGCUUACCAUCAAGGCUACUUUACCAGUAACAAGGACAUGCAGUAUUUCGAUUGCAAAACAUCUGCCGAAGCUAAGGACGUGGCGUCUAACCUAAACGCUGCCAAAUGGUCGAAGCCGUUUCCUUGUGACCAGAAAUUCAAAAAUCCAGCGAAUGCCAAAUUAACUUACCAAUGGCGGGCAUACCAGAUUCCUAAAGAACAAUGUGGAACAAAUGCAAAAAAGGCUGCUGCUGAAACGUCUGAACAGGCUGCCAAGAAGAAUGCUAAAGAGGCAGAAGAGCAACGACUCAAGAAACAAGAGGACGAUGCGACUAAACGUGGGCUUGCAAAGCUGGUGGCGGGCGCACGAGUAAUUGUGCAGACUAUUCCAGCCGAUGGCAGCAGUCAAGAGAAAGCUACACGGUCCGCUUUACUUGAUCUUUUCAGCAAAAAUUUCGGAACACGCUACCGCACCGAAAGCCUAACAAUCAAACUUCUGUCCCGUGAUAAGGAAGAGAUGUAUUACCUCAUCAAAGGAUAUAGCGUCCCUGUCGAUAAGAAAACAAUUAGCACCGAAUUCGUCGACCUCAUCAAGAGUUCCAAAAUCCCAAACGUGGUGAAUGCUUGUUAUGAAUCAAAAGAAUGCAAAAAAAAAGUGUAAUUAUUUAUGUGUAGCAGAUAAGUAAUAUUCCACUAAAGCUAAUUAAACAACAUAGCAGUACGAGUACACCAUGUUUUAGUACUUCCACUGAAUUUAAUAAUUUUGUUGACGCUUGCGCAAUUAUCUUUACUCAACAUUUACGCGACUGCGUCUUCUAGUUCAUAGACGUGUGCUAGAAAACGCGAGGAAAUAUAGUUUCUGGAGUUCGAAAUCGCAAUAAUGAGGACGAUAGCUGUUGUAACAGCGGUUGCCGGUUGGUGGGAGGCAACAGCCAUAUGGUACAAUUAAAGCAA
Messenger RNA from Paramacrobiotus metropolitanus, 1498 nucleotides. RefSeq lists its product as uncharacterized. The transcript is spliced from 8 exons. The record is from RefSeq and is a predicted model, not a curated record. The coding region runs from base 171 to 1205 and encodes 344 amino acids. Lineage: Eukaryota; Metazoa; Tardigrada; Eutardigrada; Parachela; Macrobiotidae.